Dendroctonus ponderosae (mountain pine beetle) is the source of this 563-nucleotide messenger RNA. It is a transcript of the gene Mpp6, whose product is annotated as M-phase phosphoprotein 6. Bases 85 to 516 code for a protein of 143 amino acids. Gene Ontology annotation, biological process: maturation of 5.8S rRNA. NCBI's taxonomy places the organism in Eukaryota, Metazoa, Arthropoda, Insecta, Coleoptera, Curculionidae. The transcript has a single exon. The record is from RefSeq and is a predicted model, not a curated record.
CUGUGAUGUUAACUUAACCUACAAUACCAAGAGUUUGUUUACAAUUUACAACUGAACUUAUUGCAGUUUGCAACAUUCAGAAACAUGGAACCAAUCAAGAAUGUUCGCCUAUCAAAGGGAAUAUUAGAGAUGAAGUUUAUGAAGAAAUCGAGAGAACAGGUUCUAAAAGAUCAGGAAGAUGCUGAGAGCCAGGAAAUGUAUUCGAGGGAAAUCACUGAGGAAAUGAAGAAAAGCGGUCACACCAUCUUUCGCGAAGCCAGUAUGACGAUUUGCAAGGGUUUAGCUGAUGGAAGAUUGUCGUUCGGGGGCGUGAACCCCGAAGUGGAGAAGCUGAUGGAGGCCACAUACAACAAAGCCCUCGCCGAAGCUCAGAAGCGGGAGGAGAAGGAUGUUAGUGACGAGCACAUGGCCAAAGGCUACUCCACACUGGUCAAUACGGUAAAUAAUAAGUUCAAGACCAAAAAGGCUAAGAACAAGAAGUUCCAAAAGCCCAAUGCCGCCGAACCGCUGAUUUAAAGACUGUUUUAGUUAGCAAGCAAUAUACUCUAGGGACUACCUGUAAA